Molecule: messenger RNA, 243 nt
Organism: Sphenostylis stenocarpa
Lineage: Eukaryota; Viridiplantae; Streptophyta; Magnoliopsida; Fabales; Fabaceae
Source: the annotation of a GenBank genome assembly
AUGGAUUGGUUUUCUCUGUUUUAUGGAUUGCUUUUGUUAAAAGGUUCUGGCCAAACUGGAAGAAAAAACAAAUUUGGAUUUAAUCAGUGGUUUCCUAUGGUUCUUCCCUGUCGUCUCAGGUUUGAAACAUUAUGGGGUGCAGGAAGAAAAAUGUGGCAGAAGUUGGAAGCAAGAGAAAAGAAGCUUUUGGAUGUAGCAGUGAAGAAGCAACGUCUCUCUGCAGAAGCCAGGCUGUUGUGUUGA